Molecule: messenger RNA, 686 nt
Organism: Notothenia coriiceps (black rockcod)
Lineage: Eukaryota; Metazoa; Chordata; Actinopteri; Perciformes; Nototheniidae
Product: chromodomain-helicase-DNA-binding protein 4-like
Exons: 5
Coding region: 150-686 (178 amino acids)
Source: RefSeq, a predicted model, not a curated record
CAGGUGAGGAGGAGCAGGAGGAUGCUGUGUCUGAUGUAGAGGAGAUCCCAAAGUCCAAGAAGAAGAAGAAAGGGAAGAAGAGCAGCAGGAGCAGCAAGAGGCAGAGGCCGGUCAGAGAGGAGUUGCCCGUCAGCUCCCCAGAGCCCCGGAUGGGAGUGGAAGCUGCAGAGAGAGAUGCAGGAGAGGCAGGUGUUCGGUCAGAGAGUGAAGGGAGUGAUUACGCUCCAGGAAAGAAGAAGAAAAGGCGCUCCAGCUCGGCCAAAGAGAAGAAGAAAGGAGGAGGAGGAGGAGGAGGAGGAGGAGGAGCAGCAUCUUCAGAGAAAGGAGGCUCCUCCAGCUCCAAGAGCAAACGCAAAGAUCCAGAGCCAGAGGAAGACGAGGAUGAUGAGGAGGAUUGUCUGCCGAAGAGCUCCAUCCAGCUGUUGGAGACUUGGGGUAUGAAGGACAUCGACCACGCCUUCACUCAGGAGGACUACAGCUCCCUCACCAACUACAAGGCCUUCAGCCAGUUUGUCAGACCUUUAAUUGCAUCAAAGAACCCCAAAAUUGCCGUGUCCAAGAUGAUGACUUUGAUGAUGGCUAAGUGGAGAGAGUUCAGCACCAACAACCCGCUUAAGAAAAAAUGUGAAAUGUCCAUCCCGGUUUCUCAAAGUCCAAGGCGAUGUGAGAAGUCCAUAUUUGAGUGA